CCUUUUGUCAUGGCGUGUGCCAUCGGUGAUGGCGUGUGCUGUCCCAUCUGCUGCCGGGCUCCCACCCAGCCCCCCGGGAUUUGAAGCCACGCAGCCAGAUCAUCCCCCAUUGGCUGCUCCUCAUCAGCCAUCUGGGGCCUCCGGUUUGCACAAAAGCAGCCCCAGACCCUUUAUAUGGGGGGGGCAGACGCCCCUGCCCGCACAGGCCAGCUGCAUCCAGCGGAGCGAGGACACACCAGCCCAGCCGAGGGCAGCGCCACAGGUCCUCAGCGACGGGAGCAUCCGUGGCGGGAAGUACCGCGGUCACACACUUCGUGGCCCGACGACCCUAACCCUCUGUCUUCCGCAGAUUUUGUCCAAGUCUCCCCUUAAAAUGCCACGCGGGUUCUUAGUGAAGAGGACCCACCGAGAAGUGCCUGUCUCGUACCGGAUCCGGACUCCGCCGGACGAACAUUGCCCAGCCUCGCAACCAGGCCCUGCAGUCCACCGGAAACAACCCAAGGUUGGGCGGCUGCCCGAAUCCCAGGUUCCCAACCUGGCACCCCUGCGCCACAUCAGUGCCGUUCCGCUCUCCGGCUGCCACGACCGGGGGCUCAAUUCGGGAUCUCCGGCGCCAGGAGAAUCUGCACCAGCCAGCACCUUGCAAGGUCUUGGUUCGGGCUCGGCCUGUGCUGGGGUCAAGCCGUUGAAGAGGGUCAGCGUGGGCCACGGGGGCCUUGUUUUGCUGGGUGCCUUCGUCUGCCAACUGUGCCAGGAAUCUUACCCCGGUCCGUUGGCCCUGGCACAACACUGUUGCUCUCGCAUCGCCCGGGUCGAGUACCGCUGCCAUGAGUGCAGCAAAGCAUUCAGCUGUCCCGCCAACCUGGCUUCUCACCGCCGCUGGCACAAACCCCGAAAAGAAGGACACCCGGAGGGCACCAAGGAGAACGAGAACCCCAAACCAGCCCGCGUCUCCGGUGCCCCGCUGCACCCCGAGCUCUCGGCGGGGAUUUACAGCUGCCCGCACUGCCCCAAACGCUUCCGACGGAGGGCUUACCUGUGCAAGCACCUGGCUCUGCACGCCGCCACCGGGACGGUGCUUUCCGAAAGCCAGCAGCAUCUACCAGGCAACCUUGGCCCUGUACCAGCUUCUUGGCCUAAAAAGCCAUUAUAAUUCUUGCUUCUUUCCCAGGGCAGCUGAUAGCGACUUCUCGCCGAUGCUGAAAAUAUUUGCAACCUGCCCGAUUUUUUUAUUUUUCCGUGACUUUUGACGGACAGGUGGCAGGAACCAGAUGUCCCAGGCUGCCCCCCCCCCCGCCAUCUUCUCGCAGAUCAGAUAUGUAAGAGAGAAA
Molecule: messenger RNA, 1331 nt
Organism: Ahaetulla prasina
Lineage: Eukaryota; Metazoa; Chordata; Lepidosauria; Squamata; Colubridae
Product: insulinoma-associated protein 1a-like
Exons: 1
Coding region: 29-1153 (374 amino acids)
Biological process (GO): regulation of cell cycle process; negative regulation of transcription by RNA polymerase II; neuron differentiation
Cellular component (GO): nucleus; transcription repressor complex
Molecular function (GO): DNA-binding transcription repressor activity, RNA polymerase II-specific; RNA polymerase II cis-regulatory region sequence-specific DNA binding
Source: RefSeq, a predicted model, not a curated record